Messenger RNA from Marchantia polymorpha subsp. ruderalis, 3973 nucleotides. The record is from the annotation of a GenBank genome assembly. Lineage: Eukaryota; Viridiplantae; Streptophyta; Marchantiopsida; Marchantiales; Marchantiaceae.
GGGAGAGACGGAGGAAGAGAUGCACCGCCCUACAAAAAGCGGAUUUCGACGACAGCCCAGAGUCUAGAGAGGAAUGGGGAAUCGGGAACAUGAGGGACUGAAUUUAGGGCAAGGCUGCGGAGGCCGCGAUGACGGGACGAGGAGAGAUUCCGGAUCGGGAAGGGCCCGUUGAAGUGUCGAGCGAGAUUGGCCUUGGCCGCAUUCUGCCGGGCCAGAUGGGCACGAAGGGGACUGUCGACGGAGGCCGACGGUGGAGCAGUCGGGGCGAUGAUUCCACGGCGAAGAGCCGAGGAGGAGGACGAGGAGGAGGGCGAGGGCGAGGCUAAUGUAGCCCGCCUUGCGGCCGCUGGCUGCUGAAGAUUGACCGAUCUCGAGCGAGGGUGUGGACCCACGACGUGGUGCUCAGGAUGCGAUGAUUGAUGGUGGACGAGCGGACGGUUCGCCCAGGGAACCGACCACAGUGUCGUCGAGAUGUGCGAGGUGACAUCUGCUCGCGCACCCUUUUGCUUCUCUUGCCGGGCGUGCUCUCGCUGCGGGAGGGUCCCAUCAAUCCUCUUGCAGGCGAGGCCGCAAAAGGUUCCCAUCAUCAUUAUCAUCGCCAUGUCGCUGUUCCUUCCACCGAGUUCUCCAGCAGAUUUUAUUCAAGUCCAUUCACUCCACCGAGUCGCAUCGUCUCACGCAUGAGGCAUGGCUUCCGUCAGCGAGUCCUAGUACAUCACCUGUGCCUGUGCCCUUCCCUCACCACCAUGGGGCCCCCAAGGCUUCGCUCGUGGCCCCUCAAUCCAGUCGCGCAUUGCGACCUUGAAUUCAUCCAUUCGGCAUCCAGAGCUAGCCGCCCAUCGGCUCCGAGGGCUGACCGAUUUGCACUCCCAAAAAGAGCAUAUACGCCAUCAGCCCCAGGUCGGCCCCUGGAGUCACAUUGUACCUCUUGUACCAAAUUUCUUCCGCUUGUUGGCUUGCGUCUUUGCGCCACCGAGUUGCUUCGUAGCAUGGCCUUGCUGUUCAGCUCCUCCAUUCGUUGAAAGGGCGCCUAGUGCUCAUCCGCUGACGAUCCCUUGCGAAUGAUUCGUGACAAAAGGGGAAUCCGGCCUAGAAAAUGCUUAUAUCGGGCCCCAAAUUCCCAAUCCAUGUGCGAAGCACUCGUCAGGGGAUCAUGAGCCACCUCUUGCUCGCUUGCGCUCUGGGGACACAUCAUCAUCGCCUCCACUUUCCUGAUGAGGAAGUCCGAGAGUCUGCACCGCGAGGAAUUGGACUCACCCCUGUCGCCCUACAGUCUCAACAGUCUCUGUAGGCGUUCUGAGGAAUCAGUUCCCAUGGCAUAAUUCGAGUAUCGGGAUUUAAUAAACUCUGCCCUACUGCCCCUGCGAGUUUCCAAUUCGUUCUCGCGAGCCUUCCUUAUCGGCCGCUUGCAGCACCCAAGUGUGUCCGGGUCCGUGAAAUUAACCGCGCUCGGAGUGCGAGCUUUCGACUCCUCCACUCACAACCUGAGCGUCAGAAGCUUCACAUCCUGCAGACCUCACGAGACGACUCGGAUGACAGUUUCUACGAGGAGAGUCCGACCAAUCGGUAAGGCCUUCGAGGGCCACUUCAACAUCUUCAGAUUCAGAAAAUGUUCGGGGAUCCUCCUCAGAACACGAGCCUUAUUCAAAUUGCAAUCCUUGGAAUUCGUAAGAGAACUCGGACAUGGCAAGAACACAUGCGGCGAUCGGUCCAGACUCGAGAUCGUCAUUGGGGGGACAACCAGCAUUCGAUUAACGCAAAGCGUGAGACGACUGAGAUUCAAGAUUCCGGAUCACAGUGAAUAAUCUGAGACAGGAUAACCACGGGGGUUACGGUCCCCACCCACCGCAACCCAACCCCAAGUUUCGAACGCGUCAGAAACUCGGUUGGAAAGCAGCUCGUGCACCAUAUUCUGGGCACCGGGCAAGCAUUUGCAUAUUUUAGUCCCGGUGUCUGUCGGCUUGCGGCACUGCACAGCACGACCGCUAAUUCCAACCACAGCUGUGCUUACAAGGAGGCCAGGCCAGCGCCUCGCCCUCGCCUUUGCCCUGCUGCCAUUGAAUGUGGUCCCCCGGAAGUGGAAACAGUGCCACGGACACUUUCCGGGAGAGCGACGAGCCCUAAUGGAAAGCAAGUCCCGGCGAGUAGCGCACGGCCGCUGCUGCUGCUGCUGCUCUAGACUCCGAGCUCGCUGCCAAAAGGAGGCCAGCAGCAUCGACGAUCCGCGAGCCUCGGAGCCCAGUGGACGGCCGUCGUGGCUCCAGGCCCGGGAUUGUCUCAGGACAAAUCGAGAGGCAUUACGGCGCCAAGAGCUUCUUUAAUAUUCGAAACGCACGGCGCUCAGUUGCCGCUUCUCUUACAUGCCUUUUUCGCUUUGCCUCGCUUUGUUUCUCGGUCGGUGUUGGUGUUGUGUGCAGGUUCCGCAGGGUGCAGUUUGCGUUCACCGGACGAGCGGACGAGCGGAGUUAAAAGGCACGACUUUCGCCCUUCGCAUCGCUGCGCAGAGUCUGGCCCUGCUGAACCACUUUCCAUCAUCCGUCGAGCACAUCUCGUUCCGCCAUAGAUCCUACAGCGCUUUAUUACAUAUCUCUCGGGCACAUCUGUUUCCGCCAACCAACCAUCGUCGGUCUUGUUGCCUUUCUCAGGUCAUUUGUGCAUCUUGUUUAGUCUCUGCUGACGAUUUCUGUCACCCAUGAACGUCGACGACUGUCGUUCUUUUCUUUUGGCGGUAAGAGCUGUAGGCUUUGGCACAACAGUUUGGUACAUCAUGUCUUCCUCGCCGAAACUUUUGCUGAGCCUAUGUUUUCGGCAGCAGUACAGUCGACGAGACUGUUCUGCUGCAUCCACACAAACUGCGUAGAAUGUGCAUUGUCCUUAGAUGCAAGAGCUGGCGGUAGAACAACAUCACGACGUCGUUAUGGGUUUUGAAGAGAGACGAGAGACAUCACGGCAGAAUUGCGGUCAAAAGAAUGAGAAUUUCCACAAGGAUACCGAGAAAGUAAGAUAGUGCCGUCUUGCCAUGGCAUUCUUUACAGUCGGGAGAAUCAGAUCGGAAUAUUUGGCCCUGUGCCCAAGGGGUUGGUAGAAGGUUGCACAUUCCAAGUUGAAGCAGAUUCCGUUGUAGUCAAAUCAUGAAACGGACAACACAAGAAACAAAUUGAAGACCGAAGGAUGGAGAGUGGGGCCGAAGACCACACUCUUUACAUAAAAACAAAGAGUAUCAUUAGCGUUCCCUUUAAAUUGCAAAGUGCACAGUCUUAUCUCACUCCAGCCUCAUCCAAAUAGAACAAAGUAUAGACUAGCAAGAGCUUGUGGUCGGCGUAUAUGGUUCCAAGAGGGUGUAUUCAGUUGAAUAGGAACCCCAGAGCCAGAUGGGGUUUGUUCAAUGUCCCAGCCGAAGCGGUGAAGAAGCUGACAAUUCCUCGUUGAGACUUCACACACUCGACUGGAUCGAGUUCUGCUGCGUUAUGGAGCAAUUGCAGCUCCUUCCGAGAUCUCUCUCCCAUCUGGGCAUCUGGAAAGAAGAAGAGUGCAAAGAAGCCCAUUGGCAGAGGGAUUCUUGUCACAUAAACUUAUUCCGGAGGCGGGCCACAAUAUUGACUUUACGAUGAGUUGAUCUUCUACUUAUUUAUGAAGAACCGCAAUUAUACCAGCUUUAUAAUUUUUCCUUAAUUAUUUGGGCAAGCGUGUUUUUCUCAUACGUCGGCCUCUCGCAUUUGUCUCGGCGUGCAUGAAUUUGCCCGUCUUCUUAUAGUGAGUCGCACAUGAACGUGGACCAGCUACAAACCAUCUGGCGCUAGAGUGACCUUUGUUUGUUGGCGUUGCCCGCUGUCUUGGAAAAAAGUAAGUUCUGUGCAGUUUCAGAAAAAGAGUUUGACUCUUUUUUAUUAAAUUACGUUUGGUACAUAAAGUCAUAGAUCCAAGUUCUGUGCAGUUUCAGGAAAAGAGUUUGAAUACUUUUUAUAAAUUCACG